CAUGCAACUCAUUUUUUGUUGAUCAAGUUGAUGAUCUAAAAAUAUGCGUGAGCCUUCUAUAUCGAAACGGAAGAAGUAUCAUUUUGCUAGUCUCUGCUUUCUUUGUCUUACUGUGACCUAGUCACCUUCCUGGCAUUUACCACUCUCAAGUUGAUAGGCUGAUAGAUAGUGAUGCAUCAGGAUCCAUUCCACAAGUAUCCCUCCGUUCACACUUCACUGUCUAUCUUAACUAUUGACAAAGAAGGAAAUGGAACAGUGGUUCACCUAUUUCAACUGCAAGGUUAGUUUUCGUAGUAAACUGAAUUUUCCUCAAUCUUCUCCACCCAAUCUUAUCCCCUUCUCUGAUCCUGCUGUAAGCAUGCAUCUGCCUUCCCUCCACUUGUUCAUCAUCAUGCUCCUGAUUCCUUGGCCCUUCAGUUCAGUGCGUCUCUGCGCACCUGACAGCGUGCUUGUCCCUGGCAUGGGUCUCACUCCUGGAAAAACUCUCACCUCGGACCAAGGUUCGUUCGCCUUGGGCUUCUUUACCCCCUCAAACUCAACUAAAAAUAUGUAUGUUGGCAUAUGGUUCAACGAUAUCCCAUUGCACACCGUCGUCUGGGUUGCCAACCGCGAUAAUCCGAUCACUGAUGCUUCAUCCGCGGUGCUUGGUAUGACCAACAACUCCAGGCUUGUGUUGUCUGAAACCAAUGGCCGCCACAUACUUUGGAUGUCAAACAUAAUUGCUGGCAGCAACUCUUCAGCCAAACUUCUCAACAACGGUAAUUUGGUAGUCUUAUCAUCAGAUGGUGCCAUGUUAUGGCAGAGCUUUGAAAACCCAAGCGACACCGUCCUUCCUGGCAUGCCCAUGCGGACGACCCACAAGACACACCCACCAUGGCGGAUGAUCUCUUGGAAGGGCCCUGAAGACCCUUCAACAGGCAGGUUCUCUGGUGGGAACGACCUUGACACUCCCCUACAGUUCUUCGUCUGGGAUGGGUCAGUGCCAUACUUCCGUGCCACUGUGUGGAACGGAUAUGUAUCCUCCAACGUGGGCCUCCAGACCGUUAGUCCACUCAUGUAUUUGACAGUUAACAAGGGCACCUAUGGUGAGGCCUAUGCAACAUUUGGACUAUCAGAUGGCUCCUCCAGGAUAAUUUACAAGGUUGACUACUCCGGAAAGACCACGCUAUGGAGAUGGAAUACCAGCUUGACAGAUUGGACCCCUGCUAUACCAUCGUCGCCAGCUUACCGGUGUAGUCUCUAUGGAUACUGUGGUGCAUAUGGCUACUGCGACAACACAGAGGCAAUUCCCACAUGCAAGUGCCUUGAUGGAUUUGACCCUAGUAACAAAACAGAGUGGGUUAGAGGCAAUUUUUCUCAUGGUUGUUGGCGAAAGGAAGAACUGCAGUGUGGUGGAGAGGACAGUUUCUUGACCUUGCCAGCAAUGAAGGUGCCAGACAAAUUUGUACGCCUGUGGAAUAAAAGCUAUGAUGACUGUGCAGUUGAGUGCAGCAAAAAUUGCUCAUGUGUAGCGUAUGCUUAUGCUAAUCUAAGCACCAGCAACAUUGAUGGGGAUGCAACAAGGUGCCUGCUGUGGACCGGGGAGCUGAUUGACGUGGAGAAGGGUGGCGCCGUCGGCAAUGAGAACCUGUAUCUCCGGCUUACUGCCUUGUCAAGCAAAGGGCGAAAGAGCAUCGUAAUAAAAGUUAUACCAGCAAUUUCAGCAAGUGUAUUGCUGAUACUUCUAUUGGCAUGCCUUGUAUGGUUCCGCAAGUUUAAAGGCAAACAUGACAAAAAAGGAAGACCAAGGAGACUGAUAAUGGGGGACUUGCGCUUUAGUGAUGGACUCGGAGAGGAAACUCAUGAACUUCCAUUUAUUAGCUUUGAGGAAAUAGUCACUGCAACAAACAACUUCUCCAUGUCCAAUUUACUCGGAAAAGGCGGCUUUGGCAAAGUUUACAAGGGUGAUGAAAAGCUACUUAUUUAUGAGUAUCUACCAAACAAAAGCCUUGACACCUUCCUUUUAAAUUCUAAAAAGAAGUCAAUGCUUCACUGGCCGACACGAUUCAAUAUAAUAAAAGGAGUGGCUAGGGGGCUACUCUAUCUCCAUCAAGAUUCAAGACUGAUGAUAAUUCAUAGGGAUCUGAAAACAAGCAAUAUUUUUGUCGAUGAAGAUAUGAAUCCCAAGAUAUCUGAUUUUGGCAUGGCAAGAAUCUUUGGUGGAGAUGAGCAACAGGCGAACACUAACCGAGUUGUCGGAACAUACGGAUAUAUGUCUCCGGAAUAUGCAAUGGAAGGCCUCUUUUCUGUUAUGUCUGAUGUCUAUAGCUUUGGAGUGUUGCUUUUGGAAACUGUAAGUGGUCUAAGGAUUAGCUCAACCGAGAACAUCAAGGAGUUCCCCAACCUUAUAAUAUAUGCAUGGAGUCUAUGGAGGGAAGGGCUAGCAAUGGAUGUGGUGGAUCCAUCAGUUUCAGAGAGCUGCUCGAAUGAAGAGGUUUUGUGUUGCAUUCAUGUUGGGCUCUUGUGUGUUCAGGAUGAUCCGGAUGCCAGACCAGUCAUGUCAACCGUUAUAUCAACCUUGGAGAGUAGAAGCACACCACUUGCAAGGCCUGAUAAGCCACUGUAUUUUUCUCAGAGGAAUAAGGUAUAGAGAAGGUAGCAGAAUACGGUCAGGACUCUGUGGAUAUGGAGACCCUUACAGUACUAGAGGGGCGAUAGGGUCUCGAAGCUUUCAAGUUCCGCCCGUGCAUUGUUUCCCAGUUCUCCCAAGCUUACAUUGAGAUGAUUUUGCAGCACUCUUUCAAAGCCCAAGCUUCCAAAAGGUGUGUCUCGUGAUCACUGGUAUGUUCCUGAACGCUCACCAUCGCUUCUAUGAGAAGGUUUGCGAUCCUGAACCCACUGAAGCAAUGGCCACUUGAUAUACUUUAUCCUGUUCUCUUGCUGAUGGUAUUCAGAGGAUUGUCUUAGCUUCUGAUUGUACUUCUCUGGUGGCUAAGCUGAAUGCCUCCUAAAGCUGAUCGGUCGUCUACUGGUACUACAUCAAGUUGUUAGAGCAUCUCCAGCCGUUCACCCCCUAGGACACUGAAAAAGAGCCGCCUGGGGGUCCGCCGGCACUAGAUUGGCCCCUGCGGGUCGCAGUCGUCGGCCCACAGGUCGCCCCGGGUUCGGUGACGUCCGUACAAAAUAUACGAAAACUCGGCGUUUUUUGCACAAACUCGGCGAAAUUUCAUUUAAAUUUGUAAAAAAAACA
This is a messenger RNA of Aegilops tauschii subsp. strangulata, 3229 nucleotides long. RefSeq names its product putative inactive G-type lectin S-receptor-like serine/threonine-protein kinase SRK. Gene Ontology annotation, biological process: recognition of pollen; protein phosphorylation. NCBI's taxonomy places the organism in Eukaryota, Viridiplantae, Streptophyta, Magnoliopsida, Poales, Poaceae. The record is from RefSeq and is a predicted model, not a curated record. Gene Ontology annotation, molecular function: ATP binding; protein kinase activity.